Molecule: messenger RNA, 3866 nt
Organism: Athalia rosae (coleseed sawfly)
Lineage: Eukaryota; Metazoa; Arthropoda; Insecta; Hymenoptera; Athaliidae
Product: palmitoyltransferase ZDHHC1
Exons: 1
Coding region: 1347-3269 (640 amino acids)
Biological process (GO): protein targeting to membrane; peptidyl-L-cysteine S-palmitoylation
Cellular component (GO): Golgi apparatus; endoplasmic reticulum
Molecular function (GO): protein-cysteine S-palmitoyltransferase activity
Source: RefSeq, a predicted model, not a curated record
UAUUGAUUGAUCUAUUUGAUUAUAUGGUAUGACAAUAUUUCUAUUUUAGCUUUUCUGUACAUUGAUAAUCAAUCAUCCAUUCAGUCGAUAUCUUGUGUAUAUUUAUCUUGUACGUAAUUGAUGUGACAAAAAUGAGGUUAGGGCAGGUCGUGUUCACCUUCUCUACAACCUGGAACAUGCUGUAAUCACUGUAUUAACCCUAACAUGUGUUUCAUUUCUUGUAGAUUUCACUGAUUUAAGUGAAACUAAUCUUGGAAAUAUUAGACUAAAUUUAAAACAAUUUUUGCGUCAUUGUUGGUUAAUGGAUUGAUAAUUAGGCAAUAAUUAGUGACGACUAGGAAUUUGCGUAACGCUCUCUGUUGGAGCUUGGUCUUUCUCUUGUGUGUAAAUAAUAUUGAGUCUCUUUCUCUCAACAAAUCUUAGUUCUCUCAAAGCUCUUAGUUAUUUUAUGAAUAUGUGUUGCUAUCUUAAGUUACAAAUAAUCCAGCUCAUGCUACACGGUUUAAUGCAUCAAUUUAGGGUAGCCUGCCUAAAACUAGGUCAGUAUACCUAAUUUUGAAAACCCAUUGAUCCAAUUGUUGAAUGUGUUAGGUAAUUAUUUUAUCCUCACCCCAUUUUCAACCGAGUGUACAAUUGAUUGCACACCUUAGAAUCAAAUUGCAUGUAAAGAUUACUUUGAAUUUUCCAUUCAAUUGCAAAGUGGAGUCUAUAAAUUCAAAUCAAUCCGGAAUGCUGGUAUUGAAUUAGCACCGGGAGGAAGGGACGGACUGGCUCGGCGGUUUUUUCAAUUAUUAUUGAAUUUGUAGUUUCAUAUACCGUUUCUUAUAAUAUGAAUAAUUGCUAGUGAUCAUAAACUCUUCACUUAUACCAUGAUUUUCUACAAUUUUAUUUGAUAAUUUGAAUCAGCCAGCCUUGCCACACAUUAAUGGACGUACACGUAUAUUCAUACAUAUUUAUUCUUUCAUUCGUAUGUACAAGUAUAACUAGUAAGUUGAGGUUGCCAUGCCAUUAUCGAUUCGCGAAGCACAGGGCGGAGGUCUUGUAGCUAUAGGUACAUACCUAUAGAAAUGCCGCACGGAAUUUCGUAUCUCUCGCUAGUCUCGGACAAACUCUUCACGUAUUUACACUGAAGCUUAAUAAUAAUGAAGUUGUUCCUUGUAAAGUGCCGAUAAUCUUAAUAAAGGAUUAAAAAAAAUCAAAGUAUCGUUAAAAUAAGUCCGAGUGUAAACGUGGGUAACAACUCCGAAUUCGUGACAAUAUUAACAAACGAAAAGAAAAAAGAAACGAAAGUAACCAGUGGAGCUACGAUUCCCACGAUAGAGCGAGGAUGAGAGAAAAUAAUCGGAAUGCGAAAAGGAAAUUGGAGAAUAUCGCGUUUUUGUACAGCUCAAAAUUGCUGCACCGCUUUCGCAAAUCCGGAACAAAAAAGUCAGCUAAGACGUUUACAUGGACUUCAAUUUCCUUUACACCCUCAACAAGUGGUCGGUUGGAUUGCACUGUUCGGCAUUGCGGUCGGUACGUUUACAACCGUUCUACCACAUUCGGGACCGAAUAUUCAGCCAAUUGUAUCUGCGCUCAUCGGGGUUACAUUUACUCUACAUGUUGCUGCGCAUCUUGUAGCACUUCUACUUGAUCCUGCUGAUCCACAAGUUAGAGCACAAUCAUCGAGAAAAAUAAUACCAGAAUUCGAUAGAACUAAACAUUUACAUGUUAUAGAAAACGGUCGUUGUCAUUUGUGUAAUAUCAACACUACAAAUAAGAGAACUAAACAUUGUUCGAUAUGCAAUAAAUGCAUCGCUCAAUUUGAUCAUCAUUGCAAAUGGUUGAAUAAUUGCAUCGGGGGUAGAAAUUAUAUCGCAUUCAUAGUCUGCGUCAUUUCCGCCGUUGUUUCGGCAUUAGCUGUUACAGGUGUUUCAGUAGCUGAACUUGCACUCAUUAAUGUUGAUGGGAAUAUUUUAACUAAUUGGCAUUUAAGUAUGGAUAACGUGACGCUACCCACAGCUCAAUCUACACCUGGGACUGGAUCUUUGAUUGUGAUUUCGCUUGUUGGAAUAUUGUCGGCCAUUGCUGCGGCGCUUUUAAUACACCUGUGCUUUUUUCACGGUUAUAUAGCAUGUCUAGGAAUAACGACUUACGAAUACGUACGCAAUAAAAGAGAUAGAAAAAUAGCUAAAGGCGUUUCAUCGGAGGAAAAUGAAGAUCCUAAUUAUGGUUCUAAAUGCCCUACCCUUUUCAAUGGAAAUAUGGGUAAUCAAAGGGUACGAUAUCAGUUCAGAAAAUCUAAUUCGUCCAACGAAUAUAAUGAUGAUAGUGAAAGAAGUGUUUAUAUAUGCUCUACUCAUCAAAGACAAUCCACGAGCUGUAGCAGCUCCGAUGCAGAUAAAAAUGUCGCUAAAGACAAGAGAAAUUUUCAUUUAUACUUUUCUUAUGAAACUCGCGACACGGAGACAUCUAUAGAAGUUUCAUCACAGAGUUUUUCGAAUGACGUGGUUCAAAAACGUCAGGAUCAAUCGAUCGAAUUCAAACCGUCAACACCAUCGCCUGUAUCAUGUUGCUUCUCUAUAAUCAGCGGUGCGGGAAAAUCAGCGAAUGUUGGCGAAAAGAAAAGCAACACUAUAUCAUCAACUACGAAGCAAAAAUUUGGACAACAAAAAAUUGGGAUAUCAGAUAAAGAAAGAGGCCCCAGAUCUUGUCUUACUAUAAGAAGGAUCCAGUCCUUUCUGAGAACAAGAUUGCGGAGGAACCCGCGUCAAAAGUCGAUAAACGGAGAUCUGCAGUCCUCUCGAACACGAAAAAAUAAAGUUAAUCCAGCGAUGACUGCUGAUAAUGAUGAUAGUGCAAAACGAAAGGACGCCGCUCUUGAAGAGGCUGUGGAAGUCAGAUCUGAUUUGGAUGCUUCUUCUACCGGAAAUGAAGAUAAAAUUGUUGCUGUGCAGUUCAAGCCACCCGUUAAACUUCCACCAUUGGUACUACCGACUAGACAUAGAAUUAAAGUGAUUCCAUCAAUUAUCGAAGUCCCCAUUGCACCGCCAAAAAGGAGUCAAUCAACACUCAGGAUAAGAAGGACAUCGUUUUAUAAAAGACCGAGAUUCAAAAUGGGACCACAUGUUACGGAAAUUGCCCAGUUGUCACCAAUUCCUGAAUCAGAAUUAUCUAAACCUGCGUCACCCAGAACACCGACACAAAUUAAUCACUUUCCGUUUCCACCACCUAAUUGUUACACAUCAACGAAAACAAUCGAUGAUAAUAGCAAAGCGCGUGAUUCUUAGGAAUAGUUUUCAAUAAAAUUAACAAUAAGUUCUCUUUUUGUAUCAUCGUUUUCUUAUAAUAUGUAUUGCUAUUGCUAGAACGAACUUUGUUGCCGUCCAACCGUUAUUUCGUAUACUCUUAAAUUACACUGUUUAUAUUUGUAUAGGAUUAUUAAUUCCACGUUAUAUUGGAUAAUAAAUAUGAAAAUUAAACGAAAUUAUUAUAACUUUGCUAGUCAUUAAACAUCCAGCGGGACUUCUGUCCUCUCCUAUAAUCAUAGAAGUAGUGAAAUUCUUGGUAAAAUUUAUUUAUAAAUCUCUCGAGGCGUAAGAAUUAUGAAAUAAAUGAAAAAUAUCUUGACAUAAUAAUUGAAUUUUAGAAUAGGAUUUAUUUCAGCUGCGAGUUAUGGCACAGGUUGGUACAGAAGUUGUAAAAUAGCAUGACAAAUAAUAUUAGAGAAACCUAGCUGCCAUUUUUGUGCCAGGACGGGACACCCCGUAGUUGUUUCUAUAAGUAUCUGUAAACAUGCGAUGUGGUCGUUUUCAUCCCUCUGCAGUAUGAAAUGAUAAUGCGUGUCUGCUCGUCAAAUAUUUCUACAAUAAUAAACGUGAUCCAAA